Anguilla anguilla (European eel) is the source of this 1398-nucleotide messenger RNA. It is a transcript of the gene clta, whose product is annotated as clathrin, light chain A. The record is from RefSeq and is a predicted model, not a curated record. The transcript is spliced from 7 exons. Gene Ontology annotation, biological process: intracellular protein transport; clathrin-dependent endocytosis; clathrin coat assembly. NCBI's taxonomy places the organism in Eukaryota, Metazoa, Chordata, Actinopteri, Anguilliformes, Anguillidae. Gene Ontology annotation, molecular function: structural molecule activity; clathrin heavy chain binding. The coding region runs from base 131 to 865 and encodes 244 amino acids. Gene Ontology annotation, cellular component: postsynaptic endocytic zone cytoplasmic component; clathrin coat of trans-Golgi network vesicle; clathrin coat of coated pit.
AUAGCCUCCUUUUUAAUUUCCUUCCUCCUCCUCUUUAGUGUCGAUCUACCCUGCCAACAGUGUUUCGCACUGAAAGCGUUUUGUUUCCCCCCUUCCCCUUAGCGGUAUAGUUACUUUUAGGUAGAUAAACAUGGACGAUUUCGACAUGCUGAGCGAUCCCCAGCCUGCUGCCGGGAACGGGGUCGGUGCGGAAGAGGACCCCGCCGCGGCUUUCUUGGCCCAGCAAGAGAGCGAGAUCGCGGGGAUCGAGAACGAUGAGGGCUUCAGCAUCCUGGACAGCGGAGAGGUCCCAGAUUCACUUAGCAAUAACAUCACAGGGGAACCCGAUGCGGACGAUGCAGUCGAUGGACCAGUAAACGGAGAAAUACACGAGGAGAGUAACGGCUCGUUCGACGCGUACGCGGCCAUUUCCAGCGCCGACCGCCUGCAGUCCGAGCCCGAGAGCCUGCGCAAGUGGCGGGAGGAGCAGCUGGAGCGACUGGAGGUUCUGGACGCUAACUCCCGCACGCAGGAGGCAGAGUGGAAGGACAAGGCGAAGGCGGAGCUGGAGGAGUGGCAUAACCGCCAGAACGAGCAGCUGGAGAAGACCAAAGUCAACAACAGGGUGCUGGAUGAGGACUUCUACAAACAGCCCUUCUCUGAGCUGAUUGGUUAUGUCACACACAUUAACCAUCCUUGCUACCGCCAUGACCAAGCGGCGGAGGAGGCCAUGGUGUCGGAGAUGGACGAGGGGAACCCCGGGACCGAGUGGGAGCGCGUGGCGCGCCUCUGCGACUUCAACCCCAAAUCCAGCAAGCAGGCCAAGGACGUGUCCCGCAUGAGAUCUGUGCUCAUCUCCCUCAAGCAGUCGCCCCUGGUGCGCUGAUCCCGCUCCCCUCCCUAACCAAGCUCUGCCCCUCCCCCUCCCUGCACAUGUCCUGCCCCUGACCAGGCCCCACCCCGCCCCACCCCACCCUCCAAACACACUACAGCUGCUAGUAUUGCAAUAUCUUAAAAACAACUCUGAAAUGCGUGGCUGCUGUGCUAUCGGAUCAAAACCCUCUCGAUCAUUUAUAAAGAAACGAGGAUUUGUUUUCUUUUUGUUUGUAUGUCUUUUCUUUUAAGGACCAAACUCUGAAUAAAUAGUGUGUUUUACCAUUACGCUUUGUGGAAUUGUGACAUUUUACAAUCUAUGCAUUUUUUUCCCUUCUGAACACCCCAGGACUAAUAGUACAUACAUGUGGCAUGUUGGUAAAAGCAUGUCUGCACACACAUGUAUGUACUGUGUGUGUACAUCCAUGUGCACACACGUGUAGGAGCUGAACUCGAGCGGUUCUCCAGGUCACACCUCAGCCUGUUGCUUCUUGCGUUUCUGUCACAUGGUUAAUUUGAAUUUCAUUAAAGAAUUAUGAAGCCCAA